AUGGAACCAGCAUCCUACCGGUGUGAGAUGCCAGUGGGGGCCAUCACCUGGGGACCCAGCGUCCCGCUGGUGCUGCUGGCCACGGGGCCAUCCCGGAGGGGCGAUGGCAGCGCUCGAGCCCUUCCCAGCGUUGCCCAAUUUGGGAUUUCUGCCCGGGAAUGCCACGCUGAUCUCACGGUGACGCAAGAGGGGCACGGCCGGGGGGUGCCCGCUCGCCGGGACGCCCCUGCCCGAGCUGCGGGCUCGGAGUGCCCGUGCUGCCACGGGCACACGUGGAGCGCAGGAGGAAGUGCGGCCGGGAGCGGCAGGAGGAAGGAGCGCGCCUGGAGUUUCCAGGGCUGGCUGGCCGCGCUGGCCCUGCUGGCAGCCCUGGCGCAGUGCCGGGGGCUGCGGCGCCCCGGGCACUCCGCCGUGCGCUGCUACAGCGGGGCCGAGCUGGGUGACGAGGGCCCGGCGCAGCUGCUGGGCCGCCGCCUGCGCUGGGCCCGGCACGUCCCGGUGCAGCUGGUGCCUCCAGCCCCCGCCGCCUGCCCCGCGCUGCCGCUGCGCGCCGCGCUCCGCAGCGAGCCCCACGAGCGCUCCAUCUCGCCGUGGCGAUACCGCAUCGACGAGGACGAGAACCGCUACCCGCGCAAGCUGGCCUUCGCCGAGUGCCUGUGCAGCGGCUGCGUGGACGUGAAAACCGGCCGGGAGACCACGUCGCUCAACUCGGUGACCAUCCAGCAGAGCAUGCUGGUGCUGCGGCGCAAGCCGUGCCCGCGGCCCGCGGGGCCGGGGCUGGUGGCGCUGGAGGUGGAUUCCAUCCGAGUGCCCGUGGGCUGCACCUGCGUCCUGCCCCGCACGGCGCGCUGAGCCCGCCCCGGGCACCGUGCCACCCCGCCCGUGCUUG
Messenger RNA from Passer montanus (Eurasian tree sparrow), 889 nucleotides. RefSeq names its product interleukin 17C (gene IL17C). Gene Ontology annotation, biological process: inflammatory response. Gene Ontology annotation, cellular component: extracellular region. NCBI's taxonomy places the organism in Eukaryota, Metazoa, Chordata, Aves, Passeriformes, Passeridae. The record is from RefSeq and is a predicted model, not a curated record. Gene Ontology annotation, molecular function: cytokine activity.